AGCCAAGAAGACAUCAAACGCGCAUUUCGUAGGGCUGCGCUACGCUGGCACCCUGACAAGCAGCAUGGCAAGCGUCAAGCAAGAGAAAAAUUUCAGGCCAUCCGUGUUGCCUACGAUGUGCUGCGUGAUCCAGAUCGCCGUCGCGCGUACGACAGG
Molecule: messenger RNA, 156 nt
Organism: Chlorella variabilis
Lineage: Eukaryota; Viridiplantae; Chlorophyta; Trebouxiophyceae; Chlorellales; Chlorellaceae
Exons: 2
Source: RefSeq, a predicted model, not a curated record